AAUAAUGGGAAUUUUGCUCCGUUUCAGGGUGGAAAGACUAGCUGGUGAGCGAGGAGCAACUGCUGGCAGGAUGGGGCACGAGCUGACGGCGGAGGAGAAGUAUCACCUGAUCACCCGGAAUUUGCAGGAAGUUCUCGGAGAGGAUAAGCUGAAGGCCAUCUUGAAGGAGCGAGAGCCGAAGAUCUACUGGGGAACAGCCACCACCGGGAAGCCCCACAUCGCCUACUUUGUCCCCAUGUCUAAAAUCGCGGACUUCCUCAAGGCGGGCUGUGAGGUGACCAUCCUGUUUGCUGACCUCCAUGCGUACCUGGACAACAUGAAGGCUCCCUGGGAGCUUCUGGAGCUGCGCACCCAGUAUUACGAGAAUGUGAUCAAGGCGAUGCUGGAGAGCAUUGGGGUCCCCCUGGAGAAGCUCCGGUUCAUCCGAGGGACAGACUAUCAGCUCAGCAAGGAAUACACCCUGGACGUCUACCGGCUGUCCUCGGUCGUCACCCAGCACGAUGCCAAGAAGGCUGGAGCGGAAGUGGUGAAGCAGGUGGAGCACCCGUUGCUCAGCGGCCUCCUGUAUCCAGGGCUUCAGGCACUGGACGAAGAGUACUUGAAAGUGGAUGCGCAGUUUGGAGGCGUGGACCAGAGAAAGAUUUUCACUUUUGCAGAAAAGUACCUUCCUUCCCUGGGCUACGCCAAACGCAUCCACCUCAUGAACCCGAUGGUCCCAGGAUUGACGGGAAGCAAGAUGAGCUCCUCGGAAGAGGAGUCCAAGAUUGAUCUCCUGGAUCGGAAGGAGGAUGUGAAGAAGAAGCUCAAGAAGGCUUUUUGUGAGCCUGGGAACGUGGAGAACAACGGGGUCCUGUCCUUCAUCAAGCACGUGCUCUUCCCGCUCAGAUCAGAGUUUGUGAUCCUUCGAGACGAGAAAUGGGGAGGAAAUAAAACCUACAGAAACUACGAAGACCUCGAGAAGGACUUUGCCGAGCAGGUUGUCCACCCAGGGGACUUGAAGAACUCCGUGGAGGUGGCCUUGAACAAACUCCUGGAGCCCAUCCGAGAGAAGUUCGCCAGCGCCCAAAUGAAGAAGCUGGCCAGCUCUGCCUAUCCCGACCCGUCCAAAGCAAAACUCCCUGCGAAGGGCCCUUUGAAGAACUCUGACCCUGAAGACGUGGUGCCGUCCCGAGUGGACCUCCGUGUCGGCCGAGUCCUCAGCGUGGGGAAGCAUCCUGACGCCGACACCCUCUACGUGGAGAGGAUCGAUGUGGGAGAGCCUGUGCCCCGGACGGUGGUCAGUGGCCUGGUGCAGUUCGUUCCUCAAGAGGAGCUGCAGGAUCGGCUGGUGGUCCUAGUGUGCAAUAUGAAGCCCCAGAAGAUGCGGGGGAUCGAAUCCCAGGCUAUGCUGCUCUGCGCUUUCAGCACGGGGGAUCCGUGUCAAAUAGAGCCUCUGGACCCACCAGCAGGUUGCCACCCCGGAGACCGUGUGUUUGUGGAAGGCUUCGAGAGCGGCCAGCCUGACGAUGAGCUGAAGCCCAAGAAGAAAGUCUUUGAGAAGUUGCAGGCUGACUUCCAGAUUUCUGAAGAGUUUGUGGCUCAGUGGAAAGGGAAAAACAUCAUGACCGGACUGGGCAAUGUCACCUGCAAAACUCUGAAAGGGGGUGGCAUCCGUUAAGAAGCCCCACCCUCACCACCAUCGUCUUUUCUUUUUCAUCCAUGCCCAUGGCUGCCCAAGAAUCGUCCUCUGCACUUCAUUGCCUGCCUGGCCCAUCAUCUGCACCUGGCCCAGGGAAUAAAUGAAAUGAAGCUGACUUGGCUGCCAGGCUCCGGUGCGGAUGGCCUCGGGGAGUUGGUCCGGAAGAAUGCCUAUAGCAACGGGAAGAGAUUUGGCAAGAGAGGGACCGUCGCAUUCCCCCCCCCCUCCCGAUUGAGUCACUGCUGGUGGAAGCGAGGGCAGCCUCUUCUCGUGAGCCACCCUCGGAGGAGAAGGCAAGCCGCACCGGAGGCCUCCCGCCCUCUUAAACGGGCUCCUCAUUUGCACCCGACUUCGAACAGAAAAUCCCGUCCGUUUCACAUUUGCUGCUUCUCCUGGACGUGGACCCAGGCCGGCACCCCCUGCAAGAGAGGGGCUUUGUUGGCACAGCCACGGUUAGGUUUGCCCAUCAUAAACCCUGAAUUCUAAAUCGGCACUACCUCCCCAAUAAAAUGGUUGCAUUCUGA
Molecule: messenger RNA, 2202 nt
Organism: Pogona vitticeps (central bearded dragon)
Lineage: Eukaryota; Metazoa; Chordata; Lepidosauria; Squamata; Agamidae
Source: RefSeq, a predicted model, not a curated record